AUGGGGAGAAGUAGAAGGAGGGAGGGGUUGUUAUCAGGUUGGAAGUGCGAUGACUCGGAGACGGUUGGAGAUAACGAAAGCGGUAUUUAUGAUCGAUGGUUGAGCAGAUUUGAGAUCAGUUGAUCAAGAUGGCUUUUACGAUGUGGAUUCAGUGGUUUACAGUAGCAGCUACGCUGCUAGUUUCAAUCGCAGCGAUCCCAAAUCCCUACGAACGAUUCAUGAAAGGACCCAGUAAUCCGUUAAAGUCCGGUGUCAGCGGAGAACCUCUCUUCCUAUCGCCGUACAUUGAAGCCAAAAGGAUAGAUCAAGCACUCAACAUGUCCGCUGUCCAGCAUCCCUUGUUCCAGGACGUCGAAAGCUACUCCGGAUUCAUCACCGUAGACAAGCGGUACAACUCGAACAUGUUCUUCUGGUACGUUCCGGCUAAGAGUAAUCGCGCAAACGCUCCGGUCAUUAUCUGGCUUCAGGGAGGUCCGGGAGCUUCCUCGCUGGUGGGACUCUUCGAAGAGCACGGUCCAUUCCGCGUUCGCAGUGAUUUGAGCGUAGAGAAGCGGCUCUACUCGUGGCACGAGAACCAUCACAUGAUCUACGUGGACAAUCCGGUUGGAUCGGGAUUUAGCUUCACCCAGAAUGACUACGGUUACGUGACUAACGAAAUCGAAGUGGGAAUCCAUCUGUACUCUUUCCUGACUCAGUUUUACUCAAUCUUCCCGCUAACGUCCAACCCUCUCUACAUCGCCGGUGAGUCGUACGGUGGUAAGUACGUUCCGGCCUUUGGACAUGCCUUGCUUAAAGCUGGCCAACCGAAUCUACGUGGAGUAAUCAUCGGCAACGGGUACACCGAUCCGUUGAACCAGCUUGCCUACGGCGACUACCUCUACCAGCACGGAUUGAUCGACGUACACGCCAAGGCCCGGUUCGAUCGGGACACGGCCACCGUCAUCAACCGAGCCACACUCCAGGACUGGACCGGCGCGAAGCGAGUUCUCGACGAACUGCUGGACGGCGUCGAUGGACACGCUUCGUACCUGAAGAACGUGAGCGGAAUCGCAUCGUAUUACAACUACCUCCAGGUUUCGGAGCAGGACGUCGAUGACGAGGCGAUGAUGAAGUUCUUGCAGCAGCCGGACGUUCGCCGAGCGAUUCACGUCGGAGAUUUACCCUUUCAGAAUGCGGACGAUGCCGGCAAGGUGGCGCAGAAGCUGGCUAAGGACAUGCUGAAAAGUGCGGCACCGUACGUUGAGGCUUUGUUGGCGCGGGUUGACGUGCUGUUCUACAACGGUCAGCUGGACGUUAUCUGCGCGUAUCCGAUGGCGGAGAACUUCCUUCGGAAGUUGUCGUUUGGAGGUUCUGAGGAGUAUAAAAACGCUGUUCGACAGGUGUACCGAUGAGAUGAUGAUCCGUAA
Messenger RNA from Culex pipiens pallens (northern house mosquito), 1406 nucleotides. RefSeq names its product vitellogenic carboxypeptidase-like. Bases 129 to 1391 code for a protein of 420 amino acids. The transcript has a single exon. The record is from RefSeq and is a predicted model, not a curated record. Gene Ontology annotation, molecular function: serine-type carboxypeptidase activity. NCBI's taxonomy places the organism in Eukaryota, Metazoa, Arthropoda, Insecta, Diptera, Culicidae. Gene Ontology annotation, biological process: proteolysis.